AUGGCGGACGAUGCGGACGGAUCAAGCCAUGUUGCGGAGCCCUUGGACCUUGUGCGCCUGCUCCUCAACGAAGUCGUGUUUGUCAAGCUCCGGGGUGAUAGAGAGCUCAAGGGCAAGCUUCAUGCCUACGACAGCCACUGCAACCUGGUGCUAGGUGAGGUUGAGGAGACCAUCUAUGGCGUUGACGAGGAUGAGGAUGAGGAAGAGGCCAAGACCAUCAGCCGCAAGUCUGAGAUGCUUUUCGUUCGAGGUGACAGCGUCGUUCUUAUUUCCCCGCAGGUCCCAUUCUGA
Molecule: messenger RNA, 291 nt
Organism: Cordyceps fumosorosea ARSEF 2679
Lineage: Eukaryota; Fungi; Ascomycota; Sordariomycetes; Hypocreales; Cordycipitaceae
Product: ribonucleoprotein (LSM)-related domain protein
Exons: 4
Coding region: 1-291 (96 amino acids)
Biological process (GO): mRNA splicing, via spliceosome; P-body assembly
Cellular component (GO): U6 snRNP; precatalytic spliceosome; Lsm1-7-Pat1 complex
Molecular function (GO): RNA binding
Source: RefSeq, a predicted model, not a curated record